Molecule: messenger RNA, 1526 nt
Organism: Paramacrobiotus metropolitanus
Lineage: Eukaryota; Metazoa; Tardigrada; Eutardigrada; Parachela; Macrobiotidae
Product: fibroblast growth factor receptor 3-like
Exons: 6
Coding region: 61-1296 (411 amino acids)
Biological process (GO): multicellular organism development; cell surface receptor protein tyrosine kinase signaling pathway; protein phosphorylation
Cellular component (GO): signaling receptor complex
Molecular function (GO): transmembrane receptor protein tyrosine kinase activity; ATP binding
Source: RefSeq, a predicted model, not a curated record
CAAAGGAAAACAGUUGGGACAGACAUCAAUUUAAGCCCCUUGGAUGUUCUGCGCGUUCAAAUGCGAUAUAAAUGUGGUGUAGCCGAAGCGUCCUAUUUCAUAGGUGACGAUACUACUAACGCGACCACAUCUACGCAUAUGGAUACCAACCGCACCAGUAUCGCUUUGCAGGCUACUUUAGGCACGCUGAUUCCGUUUGCAGUCGUCGUCGCAGCAGUGGCACUAUACUGGUUGCGGCUUAAGAAGCAUCAUCAAGGGCACAGUACCAUGCGCAAGGACAGUUGGCGUCCGCAUUCCCUCGUUAAAUCUGUGGCAUUACACGAUCUGUCCUCUGUUCAAGGUGAUCUCCAUCACCUCAUUCCGAACGAUUCCGCGCUCCACGGCCAUAUUAAGCUUUUAGAGAUUUCACUGGCCAGAUUGGCGAUUUCGAAUACAGUUCUUGGCAAAGGGGCGACCGGUAUAGUGUGGAGAGGCACUGCGGAUGGCGUCUACGGCAAUCCCAGUAAAGUGGAUGUUGCUGUCAAAAGUCCUAGAAGAAAACACGACAACGGUCAAAUUCGCCAACUUAUCCAGGAGCUGAAGAUUAUGACACGGACCGGUCGCCAUUUAAAUAUUGUGAACCUGUUGGGAGUGGUAACCAAAGGCGAAGCGCUCUUGUUGCUGGAGCUCGCCCAGUAUGGCUCCUUGCUAAGAUACCUUCAGUCAUACAACACUGAACGCUUCUACAAUCACGUCGAUGAGAACGGAGAUAUCCUGCCCUACGAUGAAGACAAAGCCGAACAUAUCGAACGACUUCUGAAUGCUGGUGAUCCUCAGUGGACGGAGAACGGACUUAGUCCACUGUGCUUAUCGUCCAAAACUUUACUCAGUUUUGUAUAUCAAAUUAGCCGCGGCAUGGAGUAUCUUGGCACAAAAUCGAUCAUCCACAGAGAUCUCGCUGCCCGCAAUGUCCUCAUCUGUGAAUCCUGUGAUAGAAACGUGGUGAAAAUUUCCGAUUUUGGAAUGGCACAAGCCGGUACAGAAGACGUUCCCUUUGAUCCUAAGGAAAUGUUACCAGUGCGUUGGAUGCCGCCCGAAGCCAUCACACACAGAGUAUUUUCCCACAAAUCAGAUGUAUGGUCAUUUGGCGUGGUGAUGUGGGAAACGUUCAGUCUGGGUAAUCUUCCGUACAGUGGCAGUGAUAUUAUGCGCCAGUCCAUCGCAGAAUUCGUGGUGUCAUUAAAAAAUGGAUUACGUUUGGAAAGACAUGUAUUCUGUCCUUCCGGCAUAUAUAAGCUGGGAAUUCUUACCGGAUGACCGCACCGAUUUUGCCCAACUGACCCAUGCUCUGCGACUGAUUAUCGACAGUGAUUCCGCCGAAACAUAUCUUCUUCUGGACGACGUGUACAACCAGUUUAAUGUGAAUUAUUUGACCGUUUUAGAAAAUGUGAUAAUGGAUGGUAGUAUUGCCUUAAAUCAAUAACAUUAAUCAGGUAAUUACUGAUUCCCCAGAACUGAGCAGUACACGAUAUCAGUUAUAAAGUGAA